CCACCCCUCCCCCCCUCGGCUCCCAGCCCCCGGACUCGGCCGCUCGGGCGACGACGGCGGUGGUGCUCGGGAGGCUGCUGCAGUCCAGCCCCCCCUUCUGCUUGCCCCCCGCUGGUGGGCUUCAUGUGAGAGAUGGCGAAUGCCGAAGUGAGCGUCCCGGUGGGUGAUGUGGUGGUUGUACCAAGUGACAACAACGAAGGGGAGAACCCGGAGGAUACCAAAACCCAAGUGAUCCUUCAGCUCCAGCCGGUGCAGCAGGGGAUUUACCAGGAGGGCUCAGAGGCAAGUGCUGCUGUUGUGGCCGUGGAAACGCACACCAUACACAAACUAGAGGAAGGGAUCGACCCCAGCACCAUUGAAACAAACGAGGAAAUUGAGAUUGCCUAUCCCAUCACCUGCGGGGAGAGCAAAGCCAUCCUGCUCUGGAAGAAGUUUGUCUGUCCAGGAAUUAAUGUCAAGUGUGUGAAGUUCAAUGACCAACUGAUCAGCCCGAAGCAUUUUGUUCACCUGGCUGGGAAGUCUACCCUAAAGGACUGGAAGAGGGCUAUCCGUCUCGGAGGAAUCAUGCUGAGGAAGAUGAUGGACUCGGGACAGAUCGACUUCUACCAGCAUGACAAGGUUUGCACCAACACCUGCCGAAGCACCAAGUUUGAUCUCCUCAUCAGCAGCGCCAGAGCACCGAUGCCAGGGCAGCAGAGCGUGGUGCAGACCCCAACCUCAGCUGAUGGGAGCAUCACCCAGAUCGCACUGUCCGAGGAAAGCAUGGAGGAGGGGAUCGAGUGGAACUCUGCUCUGACAGCUGCUGUCACCAUGGCCACUGAGGAGGGCAUGAAAAAGGACACGGAUGAGAUCUCAGAGGACACGCUGAUGUUCUGGAAGGGAAUAGCUGAUGUGGGGUUGAUGGAAGAGGUUGUGUGCAACAUCCAGAAGGAGAUAGAAGAAGUGCUGAGAGGUGUCCAGCAGAGGCUGGGGCAAUCUCCCUUCCAGAUGACAGAUGCUGCAGUUUUAAACAACGUUGCUCACACGUUUGGCCUGAUGGACACAGUCAAGAAGGUUCUGGACAACAGGAAAAACCAGACAGAGCAAGGAGAAGAACAGUUUCUUUACACACUUGCAGACCUGGAACGGCAGCUGGAAGAGCAGAAGAAACUCGCCAAGGACCAGAAGGCCAAGUCCCAAACCAUCCAGAACGUGGUGCUGAUGCCCGUCAGUGCUCCAAAGCCCCCCAAACGACCCCGCCUGCAGCGCCCGGCCUCUGCCACCGUCCUCAGCCCCUCGACCCCCAUCCAGCAGCCUCAGUUCACGGUCAUCUCUCCCAUCGCCAUCGCUCCCGUCGGCCAGCAGUUCUCAGUGGGCAACAUCCCCGUGGCGACCAUCAGCCAAGGCUCCAGCCCGGUGACUGUCCACACUUUGCCUUCAGGCUCUCAGCUCUUUCGAUACGCCACCGUGGUGUCCUCCUCUAAGACCAGCUCCUCCGACACCGUCACCCUCCAUCCGUCCUCCAGCCUGGCACUGCUGAGCUCUGCUGCCAUGCAGGAUGGAGGUGCCCUGGCCAACGUGGCGGCCGUGGUCAACCCCGUGGAACUGGUGGCCAUGGAAUCCGGCCUCACCUCCACCAUCCAGGCUGUGGAAGGCACCUCAGACGACGGGCAGACCAUCAUUGAGAUCGACCCGGCGCCCGACCCCGAGGCGGAUGCAGAUGAGUCAGAGGGCAAAGCUGUGAUCCUGGAAACAGAGCUGAGAACUGAGGAGAAAGUGGUAGGAGAUGUGGAGGACCACCAGCACCACGUGCAUAACGUGGAGAUCGUGGUUUUGGAGGACUAGUGGGAAAAGCGAGCGUCAGCUCGGGAAAGAGUUGGGAAUCUGUUUCAUUUUGGGCUUUUUGUUGUUGUUCAGCAUACUUUCCAGCCGCCCCAUUUGUUUCCAUGGAUAUUUUUUCAUUGUACUGUAUAUAUUAUAUAUAUAUAUAUAUAUAAUUUUUUUUUUUUAAACAAAAAAAAGCUGGAGAAACGCGUGAGACCUGGAAAAGGCUCCACCUCCACGGAGCACUGAACAUUACUGCCUGUUUGUAGGGUCGUGGAGAGACUGGAUCUCUGCUGAAAACCCCACCGGGAGGGAUGGGACAGGGCUCCCGGUGCUGGGAGCGUGGUGCUUCUGCCCCAGGGCUGCUGCAGCCCGAUGGUUCCGUGUCACAGAGACAAUAGCCAGUGGCUGAGUGCUGGUGGCACUGCGGGAAGGGGUGGCACAGGUACCUCAUUUGUAUUUUUAUUUUUGCCCAGGGAAGGGAAUUCUUUUGGACUUUUCACUGUCACCUCAGCUGGGAUUUUUUUUUUUUUUAAUUAUUAUUAUUAUUAUUUUAUUAUUAUUUUUGCUUGGGGGAAGAAGACAGGAAUCCUGACUUCGCUGCCUGUGUUUUCCUCCACACACGUUGUUUUUAUAUCUCUAUUUUUUUGUAUUUGCUUUCCCUUCCCAUGCCCACAUUCGCCAGCUGCAGAGCCCCGGUCCCGCUCUGGGUUGCACUUCUCUCCCCGCAGCACUUCUGCCCUUCCCUCUCCCCGCCUGGCUGAGCUCGGUGCUACACACACUGCUUGGAGACUUCCGAUCACUUCACUUGCUUAAAGGCAAAAAGAACAACUCAAGCUUAAAACCACAGCCUCCCCACGGUGGGGCGUGCAAAGCAUGUCGUGCUGUCGCUUUCCAGGAGCGCCGGCCUCCGGAUCGGAUCGGGGCGGUCCCGUUUACACUCCGUGCUGGGGCCGCUCCGUGCUUGUUGCUACUCGUUUGGUGGUUUUAUUUUUGUAUUAUUAUUAUUUUUUUUCCUAUAAUCUCUCUGCAGGAUUAGGAGCGGUGCGUCGCCAGGACAGUGCGUGCACCUCUGCGGUCCCUCCUCCCUCCUCUUCCCAGCAGAAGGCAAUAGGGAUAGCUGGGGGAUUGGAUGGGGGGG
This is a messenger RNA of Tympanuchus pallidicinctus (lesser prairie-chicken), 2944 nucleotides long. RefSeq names its product glucocorticoid modulatory element binding protein 1 (gene GMEB1). Gene Ontology annotation, biological process: positive regulation of transcription by RNA polymerase II. Bases 133 to 1824 code for a protein of 563 amino acids. The transcript is spliced from 10 exons. Gene Ontology annotation, cellular component: nucleus. NCBI's taxonomy places the organism in Eukaryota, Metazoa, Chordata, Aves, Galliformes, Phasianidae. The record is from RefSeq and is a predicted model, not a curated record. Gene Ontology annotation, molecular function: DNA-binding transcription activator activity, RNA polymerase II-specific; RNA polymerase II cis-regulatory region sequence-specific DNA binding.